Molecule: messenger RNA, 2850 nt
Organism: Phymastichus coffea
Lineage: Eukaryota; Metazoa; Arthropoda; Insecta; Hymenoptera; Eulophidae
Product: gustatory receptor for sugar taste 43a-like
Exons: 7
Coding region: 1-1527 (508 amino acids)
Biological process (GO): sensory perception of taste
Cellular component (GO): membrane; axon; dendrite
Source: RefSeq, a predicted model, not a curated record
AUGGAAGCUUGGCGCAAUCUAAAAAAAAAAGCGUUGUCGAGGCAGAAGAAUCAAAACUGCGAGGCGAAAGCUCGAGAGGCGAUCGAAACCGACGUAUACUACACUCUCGUGCCGACUGACUACAUGAGCAAAGUCUGCGGAUUGUCGGCCGUGAAGUUGAUACCGAACAAAGAAGCCAAAACCAGCGAUAAGGUGGAUUCGGGGGCCGUAGCUUACGGAAUUGCGCUGGCGGUAGCAUUGACUGCAGCGCAGUGCUGGGGCUUAUACCGAGACACGCGCGACGGCUGGCAGAACAGCACCAGAUUGUUCUCGAAGACGGCGAUCGCGGUGACGGGCAGCGACGUGUUCUUCGUGAUCUGCGUGACAAUCUUUGCGAUUCUCGGCUCGUCCACUCGAUGGAAGCACGUGCAUCACGCCCUCGACAAGAUAGUCCAGGCGGAUGCCAAGCUGGACGUCUCCACAACGCCGACGAUCAACCUUCGCAAAUUGUCGAUAAUCCUGAUCGCUUGCACUAUGGUCUAUUUGAUAAGCAUAUCGACAUUGGACUAUAUCUCCUGGAAAAUCGUGUACAUGCCUAAAAUGAACAACACGAAAAAUACGGAUAAGGGCCCGAUCAAUUACAGUCCCAUGUACUUCAUGUACAUGGUGAUUGUGGCGCUGCAGAUGCAGUACGCCAUUAUCCUGAUGAACCUCGGCGAAAGAUUCUCGAGGCUGAACAGUACCAUCGAGUGCCUUACGAAGACCAACGACAUCAUCGACUACUUUCGCAAGGAUAUGGGUCUUGCCGCACGGGGGUCGCGACAUGAAGUCUGGCGACCGUUCGUUGGGCCGUCGGACUCGAGAAAUCGACAACGUCGCUUCAGCCGAGCGGCCGUCAAGCCCAGCGAAGGUACGAUCGACGCGCGCGCGGAUAGUACGCCGCGCGAUCGAGCGGCAGUCUUCGCGGGUGCAAUGUGCGGCAGCGGCAGCGCGUCCGAGGCGAUCGAGCAGCUGAUAGCGGUGCACGAGAUACUCUGCGACAGUAUCAUUCGCGUGAACAAAGCGUACGGCGUGAUCUUACUACUGUGCACGCUCAGCUGCCUGAUACAUCUCGUCAUCACGCUGUACUUCCUGUACGCCGAGAUCAACAGCUCCACUAGACGGUCGUACGUUUUUAUACGUCAGAUUGGCUGGAUAAUCUUUCACAUUUACAAGAUGAUGCUGUUCGUUCAACCCCCAUAUAUGGUCACCUACAAGGCUCAGGUUACUGGAUCAUUGGUGAGCAAAGCACUGGCAAGCGAAUGGGAUCCUCAGGUACGAAAACAAUUGGAAAGAUUCGCUUUGCAACUGUUGCACAGACCCGUGAAAUUCAAUGCCUGCGGGUUGUUCUGUCUGAAUCGUGGAUUAUUGACUUCCAUGACUGGUGCGGUCACCACGUAUCUGGUGAUACUCGUGCAAUUUCAAAAUAGCGACGAUGACGAAACAAGGAAAUUGUUGCAAAAUGCCUCGGAUCUGCUGAAGAAUGUUCAUGGGGUCGGAAAGCCGUAAAAGUUAUUUUUACUAUUUUUUUUCGUCGAUACGGUAAAAAUUACAUUAUAAUUAUUGUGAAGAUGAUAAGAGUCUUAAUAAUUGUUAAAUAUUGAGCUUUUGCAAAAACUCAAGUCCUCGAGUUUAGAAUUCGAAUUCUGGAACAGAUAAAGUUAGACAUGCAAAAGUGCAUAGGAUUGUCGUGAAUAAAUUUUAUAGAUCGAUAGCUCGAAAGUUCGAUCGGCUGAGUGCUUAAAUAAAGAUUCUUUCCGGAUGAAAAUCAUGAAAAAACGGACUUCAUUAUCACAGGUGACGAUCGAAAUACAAUUACCCUGGUGGAUUUGAACAGAGAUUAACUUAAUUUAACUUAACGAGAGGGUACGAGGACGCAAAAUUGAUUUUCUUUUUAGUCUUCGGAAAACGUAAAUAUUAGAUUCAUUUUAUGUGUUUUCAACAAUCCAUAACGUAUAAAAAUUAUUAAUUUUCAUUUCAUGAAUAAAUUUCUUUUUAUUUGAAAUAUGGAGCAACUUUAUUCAUUGCAACAGAUACAAAUAGCUUUUGUUUUCUUUAUCGCGACGCGAAAGGCACAGGUGUCCGUUGUCGACACCUCUCAAUCCGAUACUGAAAGGCAUUUAUUAAAUUUAUUCUCUUAUUGACGUUUAACCAGCGUUAAAUAUUCAAUUUUUUAAAGGUUAUCAAAAGCGUUUGGAUCGAUUAUAAACUUCUGUAAAAAUAGAAAAAGUUUUAAUGUCUCGGACUCUUCAUAUUUUAGCUUUCUCAUAAUUUAACGAAAAUAACCGUGAAUCGUUUUCUGAAUAGGUGUUACAAAAUUGCACUUUUAAUUAUUACUCGAUAAAAAAAUUAAUAAACCUUAACACUUAACCAGAACAAUAUUUAAGCUCGAAUUGAAAGCUUGAACAAUUAAGAAGAUUCAAAGCUUUAAAAUUAAAUUAAAUUACAUUUUUUCGACACUCCGUGCGGAAAGUGCGUUUUUCCCGCAUGCUCGGCAAAAAACGUGCGUUGAAAAUCGCACUUUCCACACAUCGUAUCAAAAAAUACGGUACGGCACAUGUUCGGGAAAGAGUUCCUCGUCUCGUGUGGUGUUUACGCCCAAGCGAAGCGAGAAUCUAUUUCCCGCACUUGUAUCGUAAUGUAUUAAAUUGUUUCACUUGUAAGCUUUUCGCGAAUACUAAAAAGCGCGGUGAAUGUCGAAAGAUUUCAUAGAAUACGCUUUUUACCAUUACUAGAGCUGAUUUAGACAAGGUGUAAGGUUUAAGGUAUGAGUUUAUGUAUAAGAUAUAUAUAAACUCUAUAACACUUAUUUUAAUAAAUUUCUAUUGUCGA